UGAAAAGUCAAAUUCAAACAUUCAAAGCAUAUUCAAAGAAAGACGACAAAUAAUAUACUGGGGUCAUAAUAACUUUUGAUCUGAGAUCAAAAGUUUUUUCGAUCAUUUCGUGGUUUUUCGAAGACGAUACUGAACUUAUAUUCGAUUUUGUUUUGUUUUUUCCCUUUUUCUUGGAAGUAUGGGCUGCUUGUGGUCCCGUGAGGGUCGUGAACAUUGUAAACAUUGUAAUCGCACAGCAGUGAACAAUUUAGUGAUCAUCGACCAUACGUGUGAAAUAUGCAUCAGUACAGCUACCAGAUCUCAUUGUCCACCACCUGGACCUGCUCACAAAUUUGGAGAAUUCCGCUGUGGUGCUUGUGGAAGAUACUGGAACAGUCGUUGGUGCUGGCCAAAUAAGUAUCAGAUGUGUCAAAAUUGUAAGACACCUACCCUGCCUUAUAAACAUAGGGAUUUAAAACCUACGGAUCUAACUAGUUCAACUGACAACAGACAUGAACAUGUGAGAGAACUUUGCCAAAUGUGUCAGCAGCUUGGCUAUUCCUGCAAGGAUUUUGAUAAAAAAUAUAAACCACCAGCUCCAACUACUCAUAAGUCUAGAACAAAACAGAUGAGAACAUACUCAAAAAAUUGGUGAUACUCUUUUAUAGUUUGUCAGUUGUAGCAUGGUGCGGGUGACGUGCGAGAGUUUGAAUUUUUUUAUUUUAUUUAUUAGUACAGAUUCUUGCAAUGCUAACAGCUAAUGCCAACCCGCAUUACAAGUCACGACUUAUACAGAUGUUUGGUAAUUAGUAUAUAAAGACGACACGU
Molecule: messenger RNA, 807 nt
Organism: Maniola jurtina (meadow brown)
Lineage: Eukaryota; Metazoa; Arthropoda; Insecta; Lepidoptera; Nymphalidae
Product: zinc finger CCHC domain-containing protein 24-like
Exons: 4
Coding region: 179-634 (151 amino acids)
Source: RefSeq, a predicted model, not a curated record